Xyrauchen texanus (razorback sucker) is the source of this 2030-nucleotide messenger RNA. RefSeq names its product arf-GAP with dual PH domain-containing protein 2-like. Gene Ontology annotation, biological process: positive regulation of GTPase activity. Gene Ontology annotation, cellular component: intracellular membrane-bounded organelle; plasma membrane. Gene Ontology annotation, molecular function: GTPase activator activity; phosphatidylinositol bisphosphate binding. The transcript has 11 exons. The coding region runs from base 281 to 1417 and encodes 378 amino acids. NCBI's taxonomy places the organism in Eukaryota, Metazoa, Chordata, Actinopteri, Cypriniformes, Catostomidae. The record is from RefSeq and is a predicted model, not a curated record.
UGUGCUUAUUUAACUAAGCAGAUGUAGAUUGUUUCGCUUGUUUGUCCAGGAAGUGUGUGGGGUGUUUUUUAAUAGGCUGUUUGGAUGAUUCCGGAAGACCUUAUUGAGUCCAGUCGCAGGGACCGCAGUCAGUUUCGAGGCUGAUGUGAAAAGACCACCACAAGCAUGACUGAGUGAAAGCCAUCGGCGGAACGACUCUCUCCGUGAUAAACUACGUGUCAAAAGCAGACACCAAACGAACACGGCUUCAUUUUAAAAACACAACUAAAUUAUUUCGCUUAUGGCAAAUCGGGAAAAGAACAAAAAGGAACUUCUAGAGUUGGUGAAGCUGCCAGAGAAUAGUUGCUGUGCUGACUGUGGAGCUCCAGAACCAGACUGGGCUUCAUGUACACUUGGAGUAUUUGUGUGUCUGAACUGUUGUGGAACUCAUCGCAAUCUUCCUUCUGUAAGUCGUAUCAAAUCCAUACGCCUAGACUUCUGGGAUGACGAGGUUGUGCAGUUCAUGAAGGCCAAUGGAAACAGAGCUGCCAAAAACUUCUAUGAGAAAUUUGUCCCUGUCUUUUAUUAUCAGCCCCAUACAGAAGACUGCGAGGUGCUGAGAGAACAAUGGAUUCGAGCCAAAUACGAAAGAAUGGAGUUUACAGAGGAAAAUACAGAAAGACCCUACACAGCAGGUGUCUAUGAAGGCAUGUUAUGGAAGAAAGGAAAGGAUAAUGGACAGUUUCUCGAGAGGAAGUUUGUUCUUUCAGUGCAUGAUUUUACCCUCAAGUACUACAAGGAGGAUGAAUCUAAGGGGCCAAAGGUUGUCAUCUCUGUGAAGGAUCUGAAUGCGACCUUCCAACCUGAGAAGAUAGGACAUGCUCAUGGCCUUCAAAUCACCUACUGUGUGGAUGAUCACACACAAAACCUUUUUAUUUACCAUAAAAGUGGACAGGAAAUUGUAAAUUGGUUUAAUGCCAUUAGAGCUAUUCGCCAUGUCUACCUUAAAACAGCCUUUCCUACAGCAAGUGAUGGAGAUUUACUACCAUGGGUAACCAGAAACUAUCUGAAAGAGGGUUACAUGGAGAAGACUGGUCCUCUGCAACGAGAGCCCUUCAAGAAAAGAUGGUUUAUCUUGGAUUCCCUGAACAGGAAACUGCUCUAUUUUAAAACACAGCUGGAUGCUAUUGAGCUUGGGGUUGUUUUCAUUGGCUCUGAGAAUCAUGGGUAUUCAGUAAGAGAGUGUGUGCCUAAAGGAACGAGAGGCAACAAAUGGAAGUGUGGGGUAAUUGUGGAGACGCCAGAUCGACAGUUCGUCUUUAUGUGUGAGCAAGAACGUGAUCAAAAGGAUUGGGUGGAGGCCCUCAAAAAAGUAAUCUCAAAACCCAUGCUGCCCCAAGAUUAUACCACUGAAGCCAAUAUACGUAGGCGGAGAUGAAGACAAUGACUGGAUGGGACAAUGAGCCCAGAACAAGAUGUGCCAUUGGACACUAUAUUCAUUUUAGAAGAACCCUUAUUUUCUGAUUUCAAAUCUUGGGUUGAACAUUUGAUGACAAACAGUCCCUGAGCAGGACUCUUUGGGUAUUAUCUCUAGCAAUAAGUUAAAAAAAUGUCUCUCCUGGUCAAUUUUAGGAUGUGAAACUGCUUAAAAAACUGACAGAUAAUUUAAGCACUGAAAGGACAUCAGAAAGAUUGUGGCUGGUCUGGAGGGAAUGAAAGAAUUGGUUGAGCUUUAUCUGAAGAGCAAAAAUAUUAAUCUGACUGCUGUGUGAAUAUCUUGGCUGUUGGUACAAUGAAAGAUCCUGAAGCUUUGACAAAAGACCUGAAGUGAUUCAUGGGCCUACAACAUUUUAUGCCCAUAAGAGAGAACUAAAUUAGACUCACAGGUGACUGAAUGCACCAUUCAGGAGCUGACUGAGACAUAACAUAGAAGUGGAAGUGGUCCAUGAUAAUGUCUAAUAAUCACACUAACAAUAUUGUCUCAAUAUGAAGAUGGUGAUGAGUCUUGGAGUUUGUGAAAAGAUGACAUUUGAGCUUUAUUAAACUGACAU